AUGAUGCAAACUGUAGUCAACCAUGACAUUCCAAACCAAACCAACUUGGAGCAAUACGACUACCAUCAACCAAAGCGACCAGCCAUCUUGUUCCAAGAACCGACCAUUUUGUGCGACGACACAAAACGAAAUGAACGUAAAACUAGGAUGGACUAGAUGGGCGAAGCGACCAUCCCGUGCGGCGACACGAAACCAAAUGGCCAUGAGACUGACAACGUGACGAUUGGCAUAGUGCAAAAUUAGUUAGGUCGAUUUUGGAAUUUUGAAUAAUUAAAAAUUUUUUUUUUAAUUUAAUUUUUUUUGAAAAUUAUAACCGAACGGUCGUGAAAUUUUGAAAAAAGAACGUUAUACUCAGUGCCGGGCGGGGGUCGAUAAAAUUUUUUCAAAAAAUCCACAGGGAGGACCGCGUUUAACUUUUUUCGCAAAUUUUUUGGGGGGGGGACGCCAAGACUAAUGAGAAACGUCUAACAAGAAAAUCAAAUUUAAAAAAAAAUUAUUUUUCAAUACUAAAAUGUCAUCAAACUAAGCCUACAGCUAGUAUAUCGCAUACUAAACAACGUAUUAAGAAGCCUUGGCGGUAGUAGCGGCCGCAGCAGCACCAGUAGUCUCGGCAGCUGAAGUGACACCAGUUGCAGGUGGAGCUUUAGUACCGGCUUUGGCUGGGGCUUUGUGA
Messenger RNA from Bursaphelenchus okinawaensis, 673 nucleotides. Lineage: Eukaryota; Metazoa; Nematoda; Chromadorea; Rhabditida; Aphelenchoididae. The record is from the annotation of a GenBank genome assembly.